AUGUCAUCCAUCUCUCCAGGCGGCCACUUCCCCCUCAGAGCACCACAGUCAGGAAUGCUGCUGAGGAUCUGGCACGACACUGGAAGGGCGGAGUCCCAGCUUUUUUGGAUACUGGAACUGGAUUUUGGUAUCACGGCUGGCUUUGGGUCCACCCUUGCUCCCACCCUCGCUCCUGAGGAAGGAGUAGGUGGCGUGCUUUCACGCCUAUUUGAACGCUACAAGGAAGAGGAUCUGGAAUGUGGUGAAGAGAAACCAAAACCUGUAGUUCGUGUUCAUCCUGAUAAAAAUGUGUUUAGUGGAGAGAAAGUCACUCUCACAUGUGACAUACAGCAGACAGGAGACUGGCGGUACAGCUGGUAUAAAGACAGAAAUCAAAACUACAUCAUAGGACAAACACAAAACUAUGUAAUCCCAUCUGUGGAUUCACGUUAUGGUGGUGUGUACAGCUGUACAGGAUCUCAGUCAAAAGCUCCACGGCACUCAGACCGCAGUGAAGGAGUUACACUGACAGUAUCAGAUUUACCCACAUCUACACUGACUGUGACACCAGACAGUCCUGUAUUCACUGGAGAGACAGUCAAUCUGAAGUGUGUGAUAAAGCCUGAUCACAGUGACUGGAGAUAUGAGUGGUAUAAAGGCAACCAAUACAAUCCAAUGUUACAGACGUCUGAUCAUUACACUGUAAAUGGGGACACUAUUAGUGUUGUAAAAACUAUUGCAUCUGAUCAGGAUCAUUACUGGUGUAGAGGACAGAGAGAUGAAAGACCAAAAUCAUCACAUUUCAGCAUUAAUGUUUAUCUCUAUGUGAAGGAUUUACCCACAUCUACACUGACUGUGACACCAGACAGUCCUGUAUUCACUGGAGAGACAGUCAAACUGAAGUGUGUGAUUGAGUCUUACCGUGACUGGAUAUGGAGAAAUAGCCUGACAUAUGAACGGAGAUAUGACUGGACACCUGAGUGGAGAUAUGAGUGGUAUAAAGGCACAGACAGUGUAAUGUUACAGACGUCUGAUCAUUACAUUGUAAACAAAAACACUCUCACUAUCAGAGGAGCUACUGAGUCUGAUCAGGGUCAGUACUGGUGUAGAGGACAGAGAGAUGAAAGACCACAAUCAUCACAAUCAAGCUCUAAAGUUUCUCUCACUGUAACGGAUUUACCCACAUCUACACUGACUGUGACACCAGACAGUCCUGUAUUCACUGGAGAGACAGUCAAUCUGAAGUGUGUGAUUGAGUCUCACAGUAACUGGAGAUAUGAGUGGUAUAAAGGCACCGACAGUGUAAUGUUACAGAUGUCUGAUCGUUACACUGUAAACAAAAACACUCUCACUAUCAGAGGAGCUACUGAGUCUGAUAAGGAUCAGUACUGGUGUAGAGGACAGAGAGAUAAAAUACCAAAAUCAUCACAAUCAAGAUCUAAAGUUUCUCUCACUGUAAUGGAGAGACCAAAACCUGUAGUGAAGGUGACGCCAGAUCAGCGUGUGUUCAGAGGAGAGACAGUCACUCUCACAUGUGACAUACAGGGAGGAGGAAACAUUCAGUGGACAUACAGCUGGUUUAAAGAUGGUUCAGUCAUCAGACACGUCACUGAGAGAGUCUACACCAUCACAUCUGUGUCUGAUAGUGGUGAAUACAGCUGUAGAGGACAGAGAUCAGACUCACAGAGAUCAGACAUCAGUGCUGCUGUUACACUGACUGUAUCAGAUUUACCCACAUCUACACUGACUGUGACACCAGACAGUCCUGUAUUCACUGGAGAGACAGUCAAUAUGAAGUGUGUGAUUGAGUCUGAUGUCAGAAACUGGAAAUAUGAGUGGUAUAAAGGCAACGGAUACAACAGUGUAAUGUUACAGACGUCUGAGCAUUACACUGUAAAUGCAGACACUCUCACUAUCAGAGGAGCAAUUACAUCUGAUCAUGAUUCACCCACAUCUACACUGACUGUGACACCAGACAGUCCUGUAUUCACUGGAGAGACAGUCAAUAUGACAUGUGUGAUUGAGUCUUACAGUGACUGGAGAUAUGAGUGGUAUAAAGGCAACAGAUACAACAGUGUAAUAUUACAGACGUCUGAGCGUUUCACUGUAAAUGGAGACACUCUUAUUAUCAAAGGCGUAAUUACAUAUGAUCAGGAUCAGUACUGGUGCACAGGACAGAGAGAUAAAAGACCAAACAAAUCACAAUCAAGUACUGUUUCUUUCAUUGUGACAGAGAGACCAAAACCUGUAGUCAAGGUGACGCCAGAUCAGCGUGUGUUCAGAGGAGAGACAGUCACUCUCACAUGUGACAUACAGGGAGGAGGAAACAUUCAGUGGACAUACAGCUGGUUUAAAGAUGGUUCAGUCAUCAGACACGUCACUGAGAGAGUCUACACCAUCACAUCUGUGUCUGAUAGUGGUGAAUACAGCUGUAGAGGAGAGAGAUCAGACUCACAGAGAUCAGACAUCAGUGCUGCUGUUACACUGACUGUAUCAGGUCUGAAGCCAAAGCCUGAACUCACAUCAGAUCCUGCAGGAGCUGCACUGACAGGAAACACAGUGACUUUGACCUGUCGCAUGGAUCCGUCCACUGGAUGGGACUUUUACUGGUACAAACACACACUGAACCCUGAGACAAAGAAGACAGAAACAAACUCCUACAGAGUGAAGAUUGAUUCAGUGUCUGAUGGAGGCCAGUACUGGUGUAGAGCUGGAAGAGGGAAACCAGUCUACUACACACAAUACAGUGAUGCACUGUGGGUAAAUGUUACAGUGAGUCCUAAAGCUGUGGUGACGGUACGACCUGAUGAACGAGUGUUCAGAGGAGAAACAGUCACUCUCAGAUGUGAUAUAAAGUGGGGAGGAGACACUGAGUGGACGUACAGAUGGGAAAUAGAGGGAACAAAUGACCACCAUAAAAACUCUGUCAGCCAAAUCUCAACACAAGAGUUGAACAUCAGCAGUGUUGAUCACUUUCACAGCGGUAAAUACACCUGUACAGGACAGAAAAACACACAAAGCUCUCAGCGCAGUGAUGCUGUUACACUGAAUGUAUCAGCUGAAGCUCAGGCAGCAGUGCGAGUGUCUCCACAGCCGUGGCUGACUGAAGGAGACUCAGUGACUCUGAUCUGUGAGGUUACAGGCUCCUCUACAGGCUGGACGUUCAGCUGGUUCAGAGAUGAUGAUCAUCUGUCAGACAGCAGCAGAGGAGCUGGAGGCUCUUACACUCUCAGUCCUGCUGCUCUACAGCACACAGGAGUUUAUACGUGCAGAGCAGAGAGAGGACGACCGGCCUAUUACACAAACUACAGUAACACACAGCCACUGUGGAUCACUGGUGAGUCUGUGUGA
Messenger RNA from Labeo rohita (rohu), 3330 nucleotides. RefSeq names its product carcinoembryonic antigen-related cell adhesion molecule 5-like. The record is from RefSeq and is a predicted model, not a curated record. The transcript is spliced from 12 exons. Gene Ontology annotation, molecular function: transmembrane signaling receptor activity. Lineage: Eukaryota; Metazoa; Chordata; Actinopteri; Cypriniformes; Cyprinidae. Gene Ontology annotation, biological process: cell surface receptor signaling pathway. The coding region runs from base 1 to 3330 and encodes 1109 amino acids.